Callorhinchus milii (elephant shark) is the source of this 8887-nucleotide messenger RNA. RefSeq names its product ATR serine/threonine kinase (gene atr). Gene Ontology annotation, cellular component: nucleus. Gene Ontology annotation, biological process: protein phosphorylation; telomere maintenance; DNA damage checkpoint signaling. NCBI's taxonomy places the organism in Eukaryota, Metazoa, Chordata, Chondrichthyes, Chimaeriformes, Callorhinchidae. Gene Ontology annotation, molecular function: protein binding; protein serine/threonine kinase activity. The record is from RefSeq and is a predicted model, not a curated record.
AGGGGAAGAGAUGUCGGAGCAGGGCCUGGAGUUGGCCUCCAUCCUCCCGGCGCUGCGAGAGCUGGGGAGUGCCAAUCCAGAAGAUUACAAUGCAGUGGUGCAGAAACCCAGGCAGAUUCUCUGUCAGUUCAUUGACCAGAUGCUGACCGACGUAGAUGUUGUUGCUUUGGAGCUUUCUAAGAAGAGUGACUCACAGCCAAUGUGUGUGAUGUUGCUGGAUUUCAUUCAACACAUUAUGAAGUCCUUCCCGCUGAUGUUUGUGAGUGUCCCUCUGAAGCCAACUAAAGUCAUUCAGCAGCUCAGCGCUGAUGAAUGGAGUUGUGCAGAUUUCAGUAACUGGAUCAUAUCCAGGCUCCUGCGGAUUGCUGCAGCUCCCAACUGUCAAGCACUUCACAACCGUAUCGUAAAAGUUGUGCGCUCUUUGCUCUGGGUAUUCAAGAGCAGGAAUCCCUCUAUAUUCAGGGCACAGACCAAAGAAUUCUUUGACCUCUUCCAAGAUCUGAUCUGGCUGGGCGAGGAGAACCAUUUCAAAGAAGAUUCCUCCAUGUGGCCAUUCGUAGUCAAACAUUACACCGUAGCAGACGAGAGAAAUGCCGGGUAUUUAACCCCUGCACCACUUCAGAUGGCCUCCAUGUCACAAGUGGAACAAUUGGAAGAGGUACUGUUGAAGAUUCUCUCUUCCCUUCUUCCUGGUGUAUUUUGCAGGAGGCAGCAGCUCAUCGUGUGGGGAAUCGGCUGCUCCCUCUUAGAGCAGGGCAGCCCUAAGAUACGGAGCAUCGUGCUGGCCAUGAUAUCCCAGCUGAUUGACCUCGGAGGCCCACCGCCAGAGGAGGUGGCAAACGGGUUCUUCAAAUUUGAUUGGCUCUUGGGGCUGAUGAGUCAGGUAGAGGGCAACGAACUUCAGAUGUAUGAGGAGCCUUUUGCUCAGCUCAUGAGGAGUCUCUUCCCACUCAGUUCCGAGCAACUGACCGACACGCUUGGGAUACAACCAGUUUACCUGGACAUGGUGAUGGACAGCCUGAGUGGCCUAAUGGGAAACGGACUGCUGAAACGCAUUGAAUCUGAGAAGCUGAGAGAUGCCUUGUGCCACUUGUUCCAGCACUUUUUGACGUUGGCGCUAUCAGGACUCACGGCUGCCCUGCCCACACAGAAAACUCAAAUACGGCGCAUUUGCAAAGCCUUAAUUGAAAUGAUUGGAACACAAACAAAGCAGGAGUACUUGGUGAAUUGUUUGUGCACUGCACUGAGAGCGGAGGGGAUUGCAGUCAUACAAGACCUGCAGCUUCGAGAACAGAUAGCAUUGGAGGAGGUCUGCGACACCGAGCAAGGCAAUAGCGGUGAUGAGGUUCCAGAGAAAAGGCCACGAUUGAGUUGCCCUGCACGAGCCGGGCAGCACACAGUUUCACCAGCUGAAAUUGGGCCAGUGGAGAUGAAGUUGAAGAGUGAGCUGUGGUGUGCAUUGUGCACCAGGCUGACAUCACUGCAAGAUAUCCAGUCACAGAAGGAGGCUGUGAUUAUUUUGGAGGGAAUUGUGAUUAUCUUCCGCUUGGCUGCCCUGUGUACUGCAGCCUGUGAUCUCGAAGGAGUCGACAGCACUGACAGAGGCCAUGUGAGUGUUCGAGUCGAUGGGAAGAUGCCGAGCUCCUCAGGAAAACCACCAAUGAAAGUACAACUGACCUGGCUGAGUUCCGAGAUGUUUACCCAGAUCCUGGAACUUGGAAAGCAACAACUCGACACAGCACGGCAAGAAGACGUGGGAGGAUUAGUUGACAGAAUGAUAAAGAUAAUUGAUGCUAUAAUCUACCUCCAAGUUGCCCAGGGUCGGGUGAACAAAGACACACUCCACACACUUUGUGGCUUCCUGUCGUUACCGUGGCUACACAAUCACUGUACGGACCAAGCUUUCAAAUCUGCUGGAUUUCAUCCUGAACUGGUGUCUCUGAGUCAACAUUUAGCGAGCGCUUUCUCACACUGCUGGCAGGCAAACUGUGUGUACCUGCUGUCGUUGUUACCUGCAGAGAUGUGCCCUGAGUGGAGAGCAGCGGUGUACAGAUGGGCUUUACAGAGCUCCUCUGAUGUGCUUCGUGCAGGUUCAGUGCAAGGAUUUCCCCUGUUGCUCCAUCGCUUGGGUGUUAAAUCGCACAGCCUCGUAAAUGAGAUUCUCUUAAGCAAACUGCAAGACAAUUCCAGCUUGGUUCAGGAAGCGUUGGCCAGCAGUGUUGGAAUGUUAGCAUGCGUGCUUUCAGGCAAAUCCCAACUGAUGCUUCCUAAGAGUGACCUUGCUGUCCCACACGCAGAUGGUGACCUCUUGUGCAGUCAUAUCAUUGUAAGAACUGAUUCGCCCAAGUCCAUGCCUACAGUUGGAGCCUCCGUGUUUAUUCCAUUCCUGGCACUGAUCAGAAAGAAGAUGCCUACUUCAGUAAAACUUGCAUUUAUAAACAACAUUCCUUACCUGUGUAAACACGUGAACCUGGGAAAAAACAGUUCAGAUGCCAACGUCAUGUUUGAUGCCGUGUUGAACCUUAUGGAAGAUCCGGAUAACGGCGUCAGAAUCGCAUUCAGUGAGAAAAUACAUCAUUUGUUAGAGCAUCAAGAAGCUGAAGACCAGAGUUUACUGAAAGAGCUCCUUGUAUCUAAGCUGAAGGAGGCAUACACAAACGCUAAGGUCUCGAGAAACAACGCACUGAAGGACACAUUAAUACUUACAACCAGAGAAAUUGGACGAGCAGCCAAAGGCGACCUUGUGCCAUUUGCCCUUUUACGCCUGUGCCAUUGCUUGCUGUCCAAGGUACCGUUUGUGGCUGGCGCUGCUCACACAGAGAUCCGAGCGCUGGCAGCAGCCAAAGGGAUGAAGCUGCAAGCCUUCUUCAGCCAGUACAAGAAACCUGUCUGCCAGUUCCUAGUGGAGUCGCUGCAUACAAGCCAGCUGUCCAUCAGCAACAGUGCUGAGGCUGCCAGAGAAACAGACCAUCGCAGACAGUUUGCACUUGACAUCUUGUCCGAAGUUGCUCACGUGUUUGACUUCCCGGAUCUGAAUCGCUUCCUCAAUCGUACUUUGCAAUCUCUGUUGCCGUACCUGGCAGCAAAGGCUAGUGCUGAGGCCUCGAUGCUGAUCCGAACCAUAGCCAAACAGCUGAAUGUGAACCGCCGAGAGAUCCUGAUCAACAACUUCAAAUACAUUUUCUCCCACUUGGUCUGCUCCUGCUCAAAGGACGAACUUGAGCGUAGUCUCCAUUACCUUCGGAAUGAAACUGAGCUUGAACUGGGCAGCCUUCUCAGGCAGGAUUUCCAGGGGCUGCACAAUGAGCUGCUGCUGUGUAUUGGGGAGCACUAUCAGCAGGUGUUCAAUGGAUUGGCCAUACUGGCUGCCUCUGCUUCUCAGAGUGAUUCCAACCAGACCCUCUCAGACAUCACUUCCAUAGAGUUAAUGGCAGACUACUUGCAGCCCAAAUUGUUGGGGAUCUUGGCCUUUUUUAAUAUGCAUUUGCUGAGCUCCAGUGUGGGAAUGGAGGAUAAGAAGAUGGCCUUGAGCAGUUUGAUGUCAUUAAUGAAAUUAAUGGGACCAAAGCACAUCAGCUCAGUGCGGGUAAAAAUGAUGACCACUCUGAGGACAGGCCUGAGAUACAAGGAAGAAUGUCCUGGGUUGUGCUGCAGAGCGUGGGACUGCUUUGUGCGUUGCCUGGACCCAGGUUAUUUGGGAUCCCUUCUCAGCCAGGUCAUUGUGGCUCUUCUGCCUUUAAUGUCCAUUCAGCCAAAGGAGACAGCUGGAAUCUUUCAUUAUCUUAUUGUGGAGAACAGAACUGAAGUGAAAGAUUUCCUGCAUGAGAUUUACUUCCUGCCAGAACACCCUGACUUUACUGCGAUCCAGAAAGUAUUGCAGGACUUUAGAAAGGAGACGUCAAAAAGCACAGAUUUACAGACUGCACUGCAGCUGUCCAUGAAGGCUGUUCAGCAUGAGAAUGUAGAUGUCCGUAUCCAUGCACUCACCAGUUUAAAGGAUACUUUGUAUAAGAAACAGAAACAACUGGUAAAACUUGCCACAGACAGUGAGACUGUGGAGCCUGUUAUCUCGCACUUGGUUAUGGUGCUCCUGAAAGGUUGCCAAGACGCAAACGCACAAUCUAGGCUUCUCUGUGGAGAGUGCCUUGGGGAGCUGGGAGCGAUCGAUCCUGGUCGACUGGAUCUCAUGACCAGUAACACAGAGGGCAAAAGCUCUACAUUUGUGGCUGGAGUGGAGGACACCAGUUGUGCCUAUGAUCUGCUGAUGGAGUUGACCAGAGCCUUCCUUGCUCAUGCAGACAACGUUCGAGCUCAGGAUUCAGCAGCUUAUGCCAUGCAGGAACUGCUGCAGAUAUACAAAUGCAAAGAAGGGAAGAGUGAUUGCCCAGGACGGAGGCUGUGGAGGAGCUUCCCAGAGCACGUGCAGGAAAUACUGGAACCUCACCUAAACACCAGGUACAAAAGUUCUCAGAAGACGUGUAAAUGGGACAGCAUGAAAAAGCCGUUCUACCUCAGCAAGCAAGAGAGCAACUUUGCAGAGUGGUCAGCCACUUGGGGAGGAUACCUUAUCACAAAGGUCCGACAUGAACUGCCCAGAAAGGUCUUUGACUGCUGCAGUUUUAUUAUGAAGCACGAUUUCAAAGUGACUAUCUACCUACUCCCCCAUAUUCUGGUCUAUGUUUUGCUCGGCUGCAAUCAGGAGGAUCAACAGGAAGUGUAUUCUGAGAUUAUGGCAGUUCUGCAACACGAUGAAGCCGGGAAUCGACGAAUGCAAGACAGCGCAUCAGACCUGAGCCAGCUGAGCACGCAGACGGUAUUCUCCAUGUUAGAUCACCUCGCACAGUGGUCCAGGCACAAACUGCAGGCUCUGAGCUUGGAGAAAAAUGCAGGGAAAACCAUCAAAGACCAAGGGGGACCCAAUGUAUCGAGCGCAGAGUACAAGGAAUACCAAAAUGUCACAGCCUUUCUGGACCUCAUACCUCAGGAUACUCUCGCUAUGGCUUCGUUUCGCUCGAAGGCCUACACUCGAGCAGUGAUGCAUUUUGAAUCCUUCAUCACAGAAAAGAAAGAGAAUAUUCAGGAGCACCUUGGAUUUCUGCAGAAGCUGUACGCUGCGAUGCACGAGCCGGAUGGAGUGGCUGGGGUUAGCGCGAUCCGUAAAGGAGAGCCGAGCCUCCGAGAACAGAUUGUGGAACAUGAGAGCAGUGGGCUGCUGAGAGAUGCUACCGCCUGCUAUGACCGGGCUUUUCAGCUGGAACCUGACCAGAUAAUUCACUAUCACGGAGUCAUGAAAUCUAUGUUGGGACUUGGCCAGUUAUCUACAGUAAUAACUCAGGUCAACGGAGUGAUUGCAAGCAGACCUGACUGGAGCUCCGAGCUUAACACGUACAGAGUGGAGGCAGCUUGGAAGCUGACCCAGUGGGACUUGUUGAAUGAUUAUCUGGUCACAGAGGGGAAGUCCAGCACCUGGAGCGUGCGACUGGGCCAGUUGUUGCUGUCAGCUAAACAGAGAAACACAGAGGCUUUCUAUGAACAAUUGCAGGUGGCUCAAGCGGAACAGAUUGUGCCUCUCUCCGCAGCGAGCUUUGAGCGAGGAUCUUACCAACGGGGAUACGAAUACAUCGUCAGACUGCACAUGCUGUGUGAGCUGGAGCACAGCAUCAAGGGACUCCUGCCUCGGCAGCCAGACCGACUUUCUAAAAGAUUCGAGCAUCCUCUGAAUUGGCAGGCUCGUCUGGAAAUGACCCAGAAUUCAUUUCGGGCUAAAGAGCCAGUCUUGGCCUUGCGUAGAGCUUUGCUUAGCCUCUGUAAAAGUGCAGACUACAGUGAACUGGUUGGAGAAUGCUGGUUACAAAGUGCCAGAGUUGCAAGGAAAGCAGGCCAUCACCAGACUGCAUACAAUGCCCUCUUAAAUGCAGGGGAAUCCCGCCUGCCUGAGCUUUACAUAGAACGAGCGAAGUGGCUGUGGUCCAAGGGGGACGUUCACCAGGCUUUGAUUGUCCUACAGAAAGGUGUGGAGUUGUGUUUCGGAGAGAUGGGAACACAGCCGAGUGACAGCAAGAGCUGCCUUAUUAAGGGGAAAGCUGUGCUGCUGGUUGGACGUUUCAUGGAAGAAACGGCUAAUUUUGAAAGUAAUGCCGUGAUGAAGAAGUACAAGGAGGUGACCACCUUGUUACCAGAAUGGGAAGACGGACACUUUUACUUGGCCAAGUAUUAUGACAAAUUGAUGCCUAUGGUAACAGACAACAAGAUAGAAAAACAGGGCGAUUUGAUACGCUACAUCGUUCUUCAUUUUGGCACGUCGUUGCGGUUUGGAAAUCAGUUUAUCUACCAGUCGAUGCCAAGAAUGUUAUCACUCUGGCUGGAUUACGGAGCAAAAGCCUAUGAACUGGAAAAGGCCACAGGACGUACUGCUGAUCGCUUUGCCAUGAAACCGGAUCUCGAAAAGAUCAACAAGGUGAUCGAGGAGCACACAAAACACCUGUCCCCCUACCAGUUCCUGGCGGCCUUCUCCCAACUAAUUUCACGGAUAUGCCAUUUCCAUGACAAUGUGUUUGCUCGGCUGAAGGACAUCAUUGUCAAGGUGUUUCUCGCCUACUUCCAGCAGGCCAUGUGGAUGAUGACAGCUGUGUGCAAGUCAUCGUAUGCGACACGAGUUGGCAGAUGUAAGGAAAUCUUGCAACAAGCCGUCAAUGAGAAGAGCUCCUUCGCCAAGUUCAUAGAGGAUGCCACCCGUCUGACUGAAAAACUGCUGGAACUGUGCAACAAACCGGUCGGUGGGAAUACGACUACAUUAAGCAUGAGCGUUCACUUCAAAAUGCUGAAACGGCUGGUGGAAGAGCCCACUUUCAGUGAAAUCCUCAUUCCCCUGCAAUCCGUGAUGACUCCCACCCUGCCCUCCACGCCAGGCACACAUGCAAAGCACGACCCUUUCCCGGGUCACUGGGCCUACAUCGCUGGUUUUGAUGACAAGGUGGAGAUCCUGGCAUCACUUCAGAAGCCAAAGAAAAUCAACCUGAAGGGGACUGAUGGGAAAUCCUACAUUAUGAUGUGUAAACCCAAAGAUGACCUUCGGAAGGAUUGUCGGCUCAUGGAAUUCAACUCCCUCAUUAAUAAGUGCCUGCGGAAAGACGCCGAGUCUCGCCGGAGGGAGCUUCACAUCAGAACAUACGCAGUUAUCCCUCUCAAUGAGGAGUGUGGGCUGGUCGAAUGGGUUAACAACACAGCGGGCUUACGAAACAUCCUGAACAAACUAUACAAAGAAAAAGGUGUCUUCAUGACCGGAAAGGAGCUGCGUCAAUGCAUGCUGCCAAAGCAAGCUCCCCUAUCAGAGAAACUCUCACUGUUUAAGCAGCAGCUGCUGCCCCGGCACCCUGCUGUCUUUCACGAGUGGUUCCUUAGGACCUUCCCAGACCCGACUUCAUGGUACAGCAGCAGAUCAGCAUACUGUCGUUCCGUUGCUGUGAUGUCGAUGGUGGGCUACGUUCUUGGUCUCGGUGACCGUCACGGAGAAAACAUUUUGUUUGAUUCAUUCACGGGUGAAUGUGUCCACGUGGACUUCAACUGUCUUUUCAAUAAGGGGGAGACCUUUGAUGUUCCUGAGAUUGUCCCUUUCCGCCUGACCCACAACAUGUCCCAUGCUAUGGGCCCUAUGGGGACAGAGGGUUUAUUCCGCCGAGCCUGUGAAGUGACGACCAGACUGAUGCGUGAUCAGAGAGAACCUUUAAUGAGUGUUUUGAAAACAUUUCUUCAUGACCCACUGGUGGAGUGGAGCAAACCGGUGAAAGGAAGCACAAAAUCCCAGGUCAACGAAACUGGAGAGGUUAUCAAUGAGAAGGCCAAGACCCACGUCCAGGAUAUAGAAAAGCGUUUGCAAGGCGUGAUUAAGACCAGGAACAAGGUAAAGGGUUUGCCUCUGUCCAUCGAAGGCCAUGUGCACUACCUUAUUCACGAAGCAACAGAUGAAAAACUCCUGUGUCAAAUGUACCUGGGCUGGGCUCCAUAUAUGUGAAACAAACAAAAGCUGCAAGUUGGCUAAUACGCCAAUGUGGUAUGUGCACUAAGACGACCAUCUUAAUUCUGAGCUCUUUCAAUCACUCGUCAAAGAGCUGUCUUACUGUCAUAGACCUUAACUGUUAAAAAAAAAAAGGCACAGCUUGACAGAGAUUGAGAAGGAUCUGCAACUCUCCCUCAGCUUCCAAUGCACAGAAUGAAGGUAUUGAAUAUUUCAGAGCCUUGAUCGAGACUGGAUUUUUCGGAACGUUUGAUGAAGUGCUCAAGCUUUGAAGCUUUAAAGUGAAACUGAGUGGCUUGCUGAAGAGGCGAGAUAUGACGAACACGAAAUCGCAAGGAGCCGGAAAAGCGAUGGAGCCAAAGACUAAAUAUUUGACAAAAUGUGACACAAACGUUGCUAGGUUAACCCCCAACCUCUUGUUAAUGUCCUGUGCUGUCAACAAAAGGAAGGGGCGCUGUGGUUGGCAAGUGAACUGCAGUUGGUAGAAGUAGACAGUAAAUUGCACAUGAGUGUAUUCAAAUUAUUCUGCUUCACUGACUACUUAUGUAUAUGUAGCGGUAUUCUGACAAGACAGGAGAUCUGUCAAGGGCAUAGCUCAGCUUCUUGAGAGGAAAACCAAACUUCUCAUGUGUGUGGAAGUAAAGCAUUUUUUUCCUCCAGGAGCCACAGAACAGGGAAUUAUUGGUAGUGGAUGUUUGCUUGUUGGGUAAGAGAUGCCCUGUGAGACACUACCUUGUUGAAGGUGUAUUGAACUCAAUUUAGUCUUUGUUGAGACAGUUUUUUGUCCUUGUUACUAUUCACGUAAUUGCACCUUACAAAUGAACUGUGCAGUUUGCAAACAGGAUUCAGAAUGGAAUAAAGAGCUUUGGGUGA